UGGCCUUCUUUCAGUUUGCCUCUGUUACUUGAUACAGAGUAACGUAAGCUACGUUCAUGAAUGCACAUCAGCGUUCAUAAUUAAUAAUUGUGUUCAAAACGUAAAGAUUUAUUGUGGUUGAACAUUUUAAGACACACUAAGACGGAUUUUAAAAUAUUGUUCUAGCUGAAUCAAGAUGUUAAAGAUAGCCUUACUAUUCCUCGCGGCGCUAUCGGCCGUACACAGCCAAUGUUUCUCCAAAGACGACGCUUCCAAAAAAAUGAAUCCCGAAGACCGAACUAACUUAUACAAGGGCCAAUUACACUUUACUUUAGACCUCUUCAAUGCUAUCAAUAAGAAAAUUGUUGAUGACAACAUUUUCUUCUCGCCGUUCUCGGUGUACCACGCCCUUUUAUUGGGCUAUUUCGCAGCGGGCGGACAAACGGAAGCAGCUUUGAAACAAUCGCUGAAGAUAUCCGACACACUGGACAAGGUGAACCUGGUGAUGGCGUACAAAGUGGACAAGAGGUCGCGAUCAUCCAAUAACAACAGUGACAGUUACGAGUUCACGAACGCAAACAGGAUGUUCGUUGACGAAGGCUUGCAAGUCAGACAAUGUGUGCGUGGCCUCCUUUCUGAAGAGCUCGAGACUUUGAACUUCCACGACAACCCAGACGCGUCACGGGAUGCCAUCAACAAUUGGGUGGAGCAAGUUACAAAGCACCAUAUUAAGGAUCUUAUCCCACAAGACGGAGUUUCAGAAAAUACAAAGUUAGUGUUGGCAAAUGCUGCUUACUUCAAAGGCGUAUGGGCUUCGAAGUUCCCAGCAGAGAGGACUAAGAAACAAGUCUUCUACGUGUCUGAGACCCGUCAGACUCUUGUACCAUUUAUGAAACAAAAAGGAAUAUUCCAUUACACGGUGAAUGAAGACCUUGGGGCUCAAAUUUUGGAGCUGCCCUACAAAGGCAAUGACAUCAGCAUGUACAUUCUUCUGCCACCGUAUUCUAUGAAAGAAGGUGUGUCUAACAUAAUUAGGAACUUAACGCCGGAACGUUUAGCCGCCGUUGUAGAAGAAGGAUACAUGGGGCGAGAUGUUGUCGUAGAAAUACCAAAAUUCACAAUUGAGAGAACCCUUUCGAUGCGACCAAUACUUGAGGCUUUAGGUGUCGGUGACUUGUUCAACUCCAGCGCUGAUUUCUCUACUUUGUCAGACAAGCAGAGCGUGUUCUUUGACGACGCGAUUCACAAGGCAAAAAUACAAAUAGAUGAAGAAGGUACUGUGGCGGCCGCAGCCACUGCAAUAUUCGGGUUCCGUUCAUCAAGGCCCGCGGAACCCAGCACGUUUAUCGCCAAUUUCCCCUUCGUCUAUGUAAUCUAUGAGAAGCCAAGCAACUCAAUCCUUUUCAUGGGAGUCUACAGAGAUCCCAAGAAGUAAAAGAGAUGAUCUUACUCAUAAGUCUCGUGAUAAAUUUAUUGUAAUUUUAAGUUAUCUUAAAUAACUUUUAUUGAAUUUCUUAUGGUGCGUACAGAUUGGUGAAACGUAACAUGUAAUGUAUCAUGCAAUGAAAGAAUUCGCCGUACACAUUGCUUCAAUGUAUUAUAAAGGUAGCAACACAGUUUGUAACAAUUUCUCAUAGUUUUGACAUCUUGUGGGCGCAAAACGAGCAUUACAAGCCGGGCGCGGAGAGACCCGUGAUUUGUUGUUUUUUCGAACGAAUACAAAGGGGUUAGUUCGUGGCUGAAUGACGGAAACAGACGUACGCGGGAGGUUUGUAGUGAAUGCACGGUAGGAGCGCGCUAUCCAUCGACGCUUGCAGCGAACAUGCAAAGAAAGGGAGAAUGAUACAUUGCACGUUACGUUUCACCAGUCUGUACGCACCUUUAUUGGAUAUAAUGAUACUAACGUAGGGUAAUUAAUAUACUGUCACGCUGUCUUUUAUAUUUUGAAAGUGGUGGUAAAAGAAAAAAUUUCAAAAAUGAAAACACAAACAUAUUUAUAUUCUCUAAAAUAAGUAGUUAUUUAUUUUUUAUACUUAUUCUGAUCUAUGUUGAACAUUACAAUUAAUUAAAAUUAGGUACCCACUUAAAAACUAAAUUAUGCGAUGUAAUUUUUUUGAAAUAAAAUGAAAUUACUCGAA
Leptidea sinapis is the source of this 2117-nucleotide messenger RNA. RefSeq names its product serine protease inhibitor 88Ea-like (gene serpin-6). The transcript is spliced from 8 exons. The record is from RefSeq and is a predicted model, not a curated record. Bases 176 to 1414 code for a protein of 412 amino acids. Gene Ontology annotation, molecular function: serine-type endopeptidase inhibitor activity. Lineage: Eukaryota; Metazoa; Arthropoda; Insecta; Lepidoptera; Pieridae.